Messenger RNA from Argiope bruennichi, 4289 nucleotides. It is a transcript of the gene dysf, whose product is annotated as PAS domain-containing protein cky-1-like. The transcript has 10 exons. The record is from RefSeq and is a predicted model, not a curated record. Gene Ontology annotation, molecular function: protein dimerization activity; DNA-binding transcription factor activity, RNA polymerase II-specific; RNA polymerase II transcription regulatory region sequence-specific DNA binding. Gene Ontology annotation, biological process: regulation of transcription by RNA polymerase II. Bases 168 to 2339 code for a protein of 723 amino acids. NCBI's taxonomy places the organism in Eukaryota, Metazoa, Arthropoda, Arachnida, Araneae, Araneidae.
UCCGGUGAGUGCAGGUGUAUGCAACAUCGGCAUAGAAUCGCCUCGGUCGCGUUGUUUGUUGUUUGUUAUUGUCAUUCGUUAAUUGUGACCACGUGCUUUCGGGGUGUGUUGACAGCGGCCUUCCCUGUCGUGUGCUGACUCAUGGUACGUGGAUAGCCGAAUUUCAGAUGCUCGCCAACACUUCCAACAUCCUACAGAUGUGCAGUUUCGAUGCCAACAAGUCGACGAAGGGCGCGUCCAAGUUGCGGCGGGACCUGAUCAAUGCUGAGAUCGCCAACCUGCGGGACCUCCUGCCGCUACCUUCCUCCACAAGGCAGAGGCUCUCGCAACUGCAGCUGAUGGCCCUCGUCUGCGUCUACGUGAGGAAGGCCAACUACUUCCAGCACGUAUUCAGGAAACAUGAACUACCUCAGGAAAAUAUGAUUCCUCAUUUCGGCUUUUCAAAGGCCUUGAGUGGUUUUCUCAUGAUGAUGACCCAGAACGGAAAGCUCCUGUACAUAUCUGAUAAUGCUGCUGAAUAUCUGGGACAUUCAAUGGAGGACUUGUUGAUCCACGGAGACAGCGUGUACGACAUCAUCGAGAAGCAGGACCACCAAGCCAUUCAGACGGAGCUGAUGCGCAACUCCAAUCCCCUGAACAUGAUGCACGAUACGCGCAUGUUCCUCUGCCGCAUGAACGUAUCGCGGAAUGCACGACGACAGAUGAGGUUCGGGGACCAGAAGGUAGUGUUGGUGGAGGGUCAUUUUGUAAGCUUCCUUCCGCUGUGCAGUCGCAACGAGCCCGUCUUCCUGGCCACCUGCACCCCCGUCGCCAUGCCCGAAACGAGGGAAUGCGUUGUCCAGGGCAGCACCUCUGUCUUUACCACCAUACACUCUAUGGACAUGAAGUUCCUCCACGUCGACAGAAUAGGGGAAUUUCACCUGGGAUAUACCAAAUCCAGUCUUCAGGGAAUUUCCUGGUAUGAACUUGUCCAUUGGGAACAUCUCAGGGAAGCGCAAUCCAAGCAUCGCCUCAUUACGCAGUCAGAACAGGAACGAUCCUGUAUCAUUCUUCUUCGACUCCAGAACAGUGCCGGCUGCUGGUUGUGGGUGCAUGUCGUGCUCCAGAUCAAAGAUGGAACAGAAACCACGCAACAGUCCGUCAUUGUCUGCACCAAUCAAGUCCUCAGUGAUAAAGAAGCAGCCGUUAUGCGGGCUAACAGCUGGCUUUACCAGUACUACUCCCUGCAUUCUAAAAUGCAUUAUGGCUUGACAUAUGAAGCACACCCUUCUCGGCUUCCUACCUACUAUUCUGCAAUGAUGCCUUACCACCCCUCUCCGACAGAAGCUGCUGUGCCCCAUUCGCCUUAUCAUCUUCAUCCUCCUGUAAAUCUGAAUGGAAGUUCAACGCAGCCACCACCACCUCCAACAGUAUUACAGUACGGUGGUGUACCUUAUACCAGUCUCCCAUCCGAAACAGAAACAGCAAGAUGGCCAGUUUCAGUUAAAAGAUCAGCAUCUCCGACUCCCAAUAGUCCACACAAAUCACCAUCUCGUGGCACCCCUGCCUCGCCUCUGUCUGGGGGAAUAACUAGAACUUCUGGCGGGUAUUCUUCCGCAGGUGCAGAAGUCGUGGUACCGCCUUCAGCAUACUAUGGUAACACACAAGUGCUUGCUGCAGUGUCCUAUUCUCAUCUGGUUUCUUUAAGAAGUCAAAAGCAAGUGGACGAGGAUGUGGAACAGUCUAUGACACCAACCAAUACAGAGGAAGUGUCGGCCAUGAUCUCGCUAACAAACAGGCCGGCGUCUUACCUCCCCAUAGCAUCUGUUCUGUCAGAAAGUAAUAGAGUGCUGUCUGACAGUUGCGCGGAUGAAUAUAUCAGAAGGCAGGAUGAUGCCAGUACUCGUGGUCAUAUGUUCUGUUCAUCACCUGCAAACAGACUCGAGAUUCCUUAUGUACGAUAUGGAAACACAUAUCCUCUGGUGGAAUUUGACCCGAGGAGGAGAUUUUCCAAAUGGGAGAAAGACAUUCGACAAAGUACGCUUUGGACUGGUUCAGAAUCUCACCUGGGUCCUAUACAAGGAGAAUGCUUUCCUUACAGUGAGGGUAACUGUACCAAAACGCAGUUCCUAGAGUCCGGUCCUAUGUACCAAGAACUAGGACAGGAGCAGAGUUUCAGGGCUCGGUUUCUAGGGUACGAUAUUCCUAGGAGAGAUGAUGUCCUCAGGCUGUCUUCAGAGAAUCAUCAUGGGAUGGAAACUCAGCAAGAGGUGUAUAUUAAUCAUCACAGUGCCAGGCCUUGUCUAGUCAGACCGAGCGCAAGUCCUUCUCCUCACAGCAGAGCAAGCUCAGAUUGCUGAUGAUCUGUCAAAAGCGAAACUCCCUCUCAGAAAGGGACCCGAAGUAUGACAUAUUGUCAAAUCACUGCAACAGAGUGUAUCGUACCCCAGUUCCUGAGAUUCAUCCUCCCAGCCGCUACCUCAGCAACAUGUUGCGACCCGAGAAUCGACAACUCAGCAUCCUAACCUUUGGGAAGUUAAAUGUUUGAAGCGAUACAUUGUACAGCAAAAACAUAACCAAAACUUUUCCCUGGACUUCGAAACAAGAUGGACAUUGAUAGAAUCUUGUUGUUCAACAAUGCAAAACAGUGCUUUUACCAAGAAACUGUUCCUAUGAACAUUCUCAUCUAAGUUUUGAUAAAAACAAACAUACGUUUAUUUGUAGAUAAAUUUUAGACAUUGCAACAAAGUUAAAAAAAAAAAAGAUUUUUUUUGUAGAAAUAGAUAUAUGAAUUGAAAACCAAGUAGCCGAAAUCCCUUUCAUGAAAAUUAGAAUAAUAAUUGCUAUUUCUUUUGCUGUUAUCUGCUUCUUGAAAGUUUGUGUCUUCUUCAAACUAGUUCUAGCUGCUUUUUUUUUUUUAUCUUUGCGUCCCUUCUUUGAUAUCAAAAAAUUCAGGAGGUGAUUUUUCUUUAAAAGAGCACUGACAAGCAAAGGAGUUAACAAUAAUUGACAAAUAUCUUCAAAGUUAAUGAAUUUUGUUUUGCCAAAUGAAGAAAAAUGUCAGGAAAUUCAGAAUUAAUCAUAAACUAUUUUACUGCAAAAGUAAAAGCAAAAUUUUUGGACUGCCGCAGGCGACUCUGCAUUAGUAUUAGAACACUAAAAAAAUAAGAAUCGUUCCAGAGGCAAAAUAGAUUUUUUUUUUUUGUAAAUAUGCAUAUCAAGCCAGUAUUUUAAUGAUUUAUUUCAAACGUGGCAUUAAUUUUUAACAAGGAAAUUUUUUAGAUAAAAAAUGAGUUUUGUCAAUGUUGCUUUUACAUUCCUAGUUUUUCCAUACUUUCUUUAGAUAAUUUAUUAAUCUGUAGUAAAGAAUGAUUUAACAACUACUUUUAAAUCGAAAAUGGUAAUAACUAUAUUUUAAACAGUAAAGUAUUACAGAGAUACUGAUAAUAUGGCAUAAUUUGGUAUUCUCUUGUGAACUAAGCUCUUCCAAAAUUAAUUUGCAUAUUUGUUUCCCUAAUAAGCUUACGCAAAUUUUGUUGCUAAGUAGCUAAACAAUAGCCAGCGUUAGUUUAAUUUGACUAAUUGUAUAUAUAAAACUACCUGCGAUUAAAUCACAGAAGAAUUGUGUUUUCUGCAUGCCGCAGAACUUUAGAAAUGCCAAAAACUCAACAACUCAUGGCGGCUACGGAUCUUCAUGCAUGAAAUAUUAAUCAUAAACUAAAUUUUGAUCAAAUGGAACCAUUGCCUUUAGGCGCAUAAUUUUGAGAACUAUUCCUCUUUUCGUGUUUACACACUCUCUACCACUCACCUUUGACAUCAUGAAUCAUAGGAUUGUGAUGUAUCAGGAAAUAGCCUUUUGUGCAGUUUCUUAACAAAUGGAAAAAUUCAAAGCUUAAUAAAUUAGGGAACCGAUCAAUAAUUAGCUGAAUAAAUAACUAAUUUUGCAGGUAAUAGCAGAAUUUGAGCAAUUAAUGUUUCACAUUCUGCUAUUCGUUGCGCAUACCUCACACUCCAUGGAAAUGCAAAGACUUCGGUCUGUUCCAAAGCAGUAAGAGCGUAGCUACUUGUCCUAGUGCUUCACGGGCCCGUUCUGAGGUACGUCCUGGUGCUAAAAACCAGUUGGUGCUGGGAUUGUGCAUACAAGCCACGAUAUAUUUCUUUGUCCAUGUAGGUAGUGUGUAUUUAAGUUGCAUCCGAGAGAAUAUCAUUUUCUGUUUCUAUGUAAAUUAGCCUAUUUUGUCUUUGUUUUUAUAGUAUUAUGCAGAUGUGAGCGAAGCUUAUGUACAAAAAUAAAUUAAUUUUUCAAUCAA